Messenger RNA from Nilaparvata lugens (brown planthopper), 2222 nucleotides. RefSeq names its product endocuticle structural glycoprotein ABD-4. Gene Ontology annotation, cellular component: chitin-based extracellular matrix. Bases 1 to 426 code for a protein of 141 amino acids. The record is from RefSeq and is a predicted model, not a curated record. The transcript has 3 exons. Gene Ontology annotation, molecular function: structural constituent of chitin-based larval cuticle. Lineage: Eukaryota; Metazoa; Arthropoda; Insecta; Hemiptera; Delphacidae.
AUGGCUUGGCCCUCACCCCAGGCUCCAGGAGCAUCAGGUCCCACAACACCCCCAAUUCCAAUUUUGAAAUACGAGAAUGACGGAGUCAACUUUGAUGGUUCCUACAAAUGGAGUUACGAGACCGGCAACGAGAUAAUCGCCGAGGAAUCAGGCUACGUGAAGAACGCCGGCGUCCCUGAGCAAGAGGCGCAAGUGGCACAGGGCUCCUAUAGCUACACGGCUCCUGACGGUACCCGCAUCUCCAUCACGUACGUGGCCGACGAGAACGGAUUCCAGCCACAGGGUGCCCAUUUGCCCACUCCGCCACCGGUGCCUGAGGCGAUCGCUCGCGCCUUGGAGUACCUGAAAACGUUGCCGCCCAGUCCCGAAGACCAGGCCGGAUCCGCGCCACAGGGACAGUACGUCAGGCAGAACGGAAAGUAUUAGAAUGGAAGUCGCUCAGUUUUGAUCAGAAAAUUAGAAGAACUAUCAUAGGGAUAAAAUAGCUUGAAGAUAACUAAAGCUGCGUUUACACUACAGCUGUGUUAAUAACUAAAUCCUUACAGAAUCUAUUAGAUUGAACGGAACUUGACAAACACAUAUAUGUUCAUCAUGUGUAUGAUAAGUUAUGUGACAUAUAUUGUGACAAUGAUUAUUGUGAUUAUUGUGACAAUUAUUAUGUGACAAUGAUUCUAUUAGAUUGAACGGAACUUGACAAACACAUAUGUUCAUCAUGUGUAUGAUACGUUAUGCUCAAUCUAAUAGAAUGAUUAUUGUGAUUAUUGUGACAAUUAUUAUGUGACAAUGAUUCUAUUAGAUUGAACGGAACUUGACAAACACAUAUGUUCAUCAUGUUAUGAUACGUUUUGCUCAAUCUAAUAGAAUCUUUUAAGAUUAAGUUAUCAACAUUUUGCUAAUAACUUUGAUGUGAACGCAGCAUUACGCUAUUUUAUCUCCAUGAUACUAUGAUUCUUCCAAGGAGAGCACUAUUCUGAUUAUUCCAUAAUAUUCAGAAUGGAAAGUACAACAACGUAAUCCCCAGCUAUGAUCAAAAUGAGGAGUACUCGACAGUGUUUUACUUACUCAGUUAUGAUCAAAAUUGAAAGUACUCGAAUAAAAGUGAGUCGUUGAUGAUGGACAAUUAUAUUAGUUGAAAGAGAUGUGUUCACAUAGAGAUGAAAAAUGAACUUGAAUUUUGUAAUUAUUUAUCUAAUACAGUAGUCUAAAGCCAGGUUUCACCAUGGUCGGUCAAUACAACAUUGGAACGUGCUGAAACACUACCUCCGUAAACAAAGCCAUAGCGCGCUCUGGUGACGUCAGCACAGGUAGGGCUCGACCAUGUUUAAUGUCUUGACCGAGCUUGGUGAAACCCGAUAUAAGUAUGACAUUUCACAACAAUACAGAGCUUUGGAGCUGACUAUGGACGUGUUUCAAGUAACUGGGCAUCAUCUUUAGAUAAAAUAGAGUAGGACUACAUUGACACUUACUGUAUGUUGGAGUUGGUGUCCAGUGAUUUAUUCAUCUUCAUUCUUCUUCACCACGUGAUUUUAUCCACCAUGGUGAUAAUUUGGUGCAGAUGAUUGGCUCCAUGCCUUGAAACAAUUACUUUUACGUUGAGCUCAUCUUGGAGCUGUAAUGUUGUGAAACAAAAUACGAUACUUAUAAGAUAAAUUUUCAAAGUUGAUGUUUAUAAUGACUGAAUUAUUGGGUCUGUGAGGGUCAAAAGUAUCAAAAAUGAAGAUGCUCAAACUAGACUGAACCAAUUAGAUUCAGUAUAUCAUAUCAAUCGAGCGCCGGACUACAUGGAUGACAAAAUCGUCAACUUUAGAGAAUUAUUUAGUGAAUUUAUGAUAUUUAAUAGAUUGAUGAAUAUGUUUUUCAUUGAAACAUUUCGAUCUUCCCAAAUUUGAAACGCAUAUUUAGCAUUUCACGAUGAUUUUGCAUUAUCCAUGUAGUUCCAUGUUAUGAGAAACCAUAAUGAGCUUUUAUUGUAAUAUUUGAAAAAAAUUUCUUCCGAUUUUAUAUUCUCAAUAUCUGAGAAUGAGUCGUUCGGUAUAUCGAGUGAUUCAGCUCCAGUCAUUUAAGACUAAGAUCUGUCUCGUAUGUAAAUAUUUUCAUUAUUUCAAGUUGCAUGAAUCAAAACUAUCUAGCUGUUUAUACCAAUCUGUGUAAGCGUUUUUAUUACGUCUUAUAUUUUUCUAUGAAUAUGUGCAAAGGCUUUAUUAAAUAAAGUGAUUUUUUAA